Molecule: messenger RNA, 1035 nt
Organism: Mesorhabditis spiculigera
Lineage: Eukaryota; Metazoa; Nematoda; Chromadorea; Rhabditida; Rhabditidae
Source: the annotation of a GenBank genome assembly
AUGGGCGACGUCAAGGAGUUCUUGCUGGAAUGCAUGAAAAUCGAUUCGACGACGGGGAAUGAGGGAGCUUAUGCUUCCUUCAUCACCUCAGCGCUAAAAUCGGCGGGCUGGACGAUAGAGGAGCAACCGAUUGCCGGCCAGGAGCACCGCAAAAAUGUGUUGGCAACCAGGGGAUGCGAUCGGGAAGAUAUUCGGCUUGUGCUAAACACCCACCUCGACACCGUACCACCCUAUAUUCCACCCAGUGAAGAUGAUGUGAAAAUCUACGGUCGCGGUUGCAAUGACGCUAAAGGACAAAUGGCCGCCAUGAUUUUUGCGGCCAAUCGAAUUGCCGAGAAGAAUCCAAAACUGGCAGAACAGAUCGGUCUUCUCUUUGUGGUGGGAGAAGAGCUUGACCAUAUUGGGAUGAAGGAGGCCAACAAGCUGAAACUCAGCCCGGAAUUCCUGAUCGUUGGCGAGCCGACGGAUAAUCGAUUUGCCACGAUACAGAAAGGGGCGUAUAAGGUCCAUAUCCGAACUACCGGAAAAGCCGGCCAUUCCGGAUACCCGCAUACCGGGACCAGCGCAAUCCAUAAGCUCGUCGACGUCCUCCACGACAUCUCCGAGCACGACUGGCCAAAGAGCGAGGUCCACGGGGAUACCACCUACAAUAUGGGGUUCAUCAACGGCGGGCAUGCGCUGAACGCCUGGGCCGAGAAGGCCGAGGCGUCCAUAUUUUUCAGGAUUACUACUUCAGUGGAAGACGUGCGAGCUCGACUCGAAAAGAUCGUAGCAGGGCGUGCGGAGAUCGACAACGCGCUCGGCGGCAAUGAUCCCGUGCUGUUGUCCAAGACACCAUUUGAGGCGCCCACCAUUGCCGCGUCGUUCAACACCGACCUGUCGUAUUUUGAUGGGCUAGCAAAGUUGAAGGGUGUGUAUCUCUUUGGUGGCGGUUCGAUUACGAAUGCCCAUUCUGAUGACGAGUUUAUCGUGAAAUCCGACCUCACCGCGGCCGUCGACACGUACGAGCAGCUGAUCACCGCCCUGCUGACUCAA